This is a messenger RNA of Leptopilina boulardi, 5262 nucleotides long. RefSeq lists its product as uncharacterized. The transcript has a single exon. The record is from RefSeq and is a predicted model, not a curated record. Bases 1 to 5262 code for a protein of 1753 amino acids. Gene Ontology annotation, molecular function: nucleic acid binding; aspartic-type endopeptidase activity. Lineage: Eukaryota; Metazoa; Arthropoda; Insecta; Hymenoptera; Figitidae. Gene Ontology annotation, biological process: DNA integration; proteolysis.
AUGGCGAGUGACUCUUACGUAUUGACUCUGAAAGAUCAAGAGGUUUUAUUCGAAUCUAUUAUCAAGAUUACUAGACGAGUGAGGAACCAGGAAAAUCCAUCUCGUCAAUUUUUGGUUGGACGUCUAUCAAAUCUGCAAGAAUUUUGGGAAAGGUGCAGAAAAAAUCAUGUGCUGUUAAUAGCAAAUCCGCCUGUCGCUCCUGGAAAUUCCGUUCACGAGAGCGAUUAUGAAGACGCUAGUGAUCUACAAAUUUAUGAUCCUGCUAAAUUCAACGAAACAGAGGAAAUCUAUGAGGAUGCGAUAGAUUUAAUUUUGUCUCAACUCCCAGAACCGCCAGUCAUCCAAGCUGCUCCGCACCAAGAAGUUCCCGGACAAUCCAGACCAGACAGUCAUCACCGUCCAACAGCGCCAUCAGUUCAUUUACCGCGUAUCACAAUUCCGAAAUUCUCGGGUGAGUACAGUGAGUGGCUUGCUUUUCGCGAUUUAUUUACAUCUUUGGUAAUUAAAAAUGAAUCUCUUUCGGAUGCUGAACGUUUACAUUAUUUAAAAGUUAGUCUUGCCGACGAGGCUUUAAUAAUCGCGCAAAAUCAACCCGGAACAGCUAAUAAUUUUCAAAUUAUCUGGAAAAAUUUAGAAUCUCGUUACGAUAAUUGUAAAGCUUUGGUGUUUGACUAUUUAAAAAAGAUUGUAGAACUUCCAGAUAUUACCUCAGAUUUUCUUGCUAAUUUGAAACACAUGCGUAAUGUUAUUAUUACUGUGAGUACUGCUUUGACAAAUUUAAAUCGCCCAAUCGAUGAGAAGAAUGAUCUCUUUGUUUAUAUUCUUAUUAAUAAACUUGACAAAUGUUCGCGAGAUCAAUGGGAAUUAGUAGUAAGUGAUUCGACGGAUCCUCCCUCUCUAAAUGAGUUUACUAAAUUUUUGGACAUGCGUAUUCGUGCGCUUGAGGCAUCUGUAACUGUUAAGAAACGUUUUGACAACAAAAGUGCGACUAACUCAUCGCAUCCCCAUAAUAAUUCUCGGCCUAAAGUUUUUUCUCAUCAAAGCUCGUCCAAAUUGUCUUGCUGCCUGUGCAAGGGAGAACAUAAUUUGUAUUCCUGUCCGCAAUUUAAAGCAAAAUCCGCGAAUGAGAGGUAUGACUGCGUUCGUGAAAAUAAUCGAUGUACUAACUGUUUGGGUAAACAUUAUCGUAAUGCGUGUGUAAGCAAAAAUGUUUGUUCAAAGUGUGGUAAACCGCAUCACUCUCUCUUGCAUCGCGAGCAAGGCAAUUAUAAUUCUAACAAUACUACUUCAAAAUCAAAUGAUAAUGACUGUAGUUCGGAUGUUUCAAGCUCACAAAAUCAAUCAAAAAUUGAAAAACUUGUAUCGUCUCAUUUGCAUGAGACUGAAAGUCGGCGAGCUGUCUUAUUAGCAACGGCUCGUGUGAUAGUAGAAGCGCCUAACGGUCGUCGAGUACAAAUUCGAGCUUUACUUGAUCAAGGCUCCGAAGCCACUUUUAUUUCAGAAUCGGUCGUGCAACUAUUACAUCUCUCUCGCAAAAAUGUUAAUGUUAUGGUAUCUGGAUUAGGAGGAAACUCGUCAAAUAAAGUCAUUCAUUCCGCGCAAAUUUUAGUAAAGCCCGUCAAACCUGGUACUGAUUUUCUCACGACUCAAGCAUUCAUCCUUCCAAAGAUCACAUCCUACGUCCCUACAGAAUUCGCGUUAUCCAAAAUACCUUCAAAUUUACAAAACUUAGAGCUCGCUGAUCCUUGUCCUUGCUCAAGUGACGCCAUUGAUUUAUUGAUUGGUGCCGAUUUAUACAGUCAAACCUUGAAACAGGGAGUUUGUCCUGGUACCUCUGGUAGCCUCAUUGCCCAAUCAACCAUCUUCGGAUGGAUUCUUUCUGGACCUCUUCCAAAUUUAUCUUCUCACGUACUCCACAUUAAUGUCCAUCAUGCACUAAAUGCCUCUGUUGAUCAAUCAAUUGCUCGAUUCUGGGAAUUGGAAGAAGUUCCUCACAGUAUUCCUCUUACAAAAAAAGAAAUUGAUUGUGAAAAUCAUUUUGCUGAGACUCAUUCAAGGGAUUUGUCUGGUAAAUACACGGUUAAGCUUCCCUUCGAUCAAGAUCCCAAUAUUCUCGGAGAUUCGCUAUCUACUGCUCUUAAUUCGUUUGACAGAUUAGAAAAAAGAUUUUCGCGUAAUCCACUACUCGCUUUAAAUUAUCAAGAGUUUAUAACUAAUUAUAAAGCAAUGGGUCAUAUGUCUCUGCUAGGCACAUUGGAUGAAUGUGAUCCGCGAAACGUAUUCAUUCCUCACCAUCCAGUGUUACGAGAUUGCAGUCAAACAAUGAAGCUGAGAGUAGUCUUCAACGCUUCAAGUCCUACCUCAACCAAGAUUUCCCUGAACGAUUGUUUACACGUGGGUCCUAAACUACAGAACGAGAUUUCGACAAUAAUCUUGAAUUGGCGUCAGCAUAAAUACGUUUUAUGUGCUGAUAUCGCUAACAUGUUUCGUCAGAUUUUAAUAUCCCCGGAUGAUCGCAAAUAUCAGUGUAUUAUUUGGCGUGAUUCACCUGCUGACUCUCUUCAAGUGUAUGAGUUAAAUACAGUUACGUACGGUAUGGCUAGUUCACCAUACUUAGCAAUCAGAGUGUUACGUCAAUUGGCGAAGGAUGAAGAAGCGAAUUUCCCCAUCGCAGCUCCGAUUUUAUUGAAUGACACCUACGUUGACGAUACAUUUCUUGGAGGAAAAGAUAAAGUGUCCGCCUUAACAGCCCGAGAUCAGUUGAUUGCUUUAACUUCUUCAGGUGGAUUUCCAUUGCGCAAGUGGUUUAGCAAUGAACCGGAGUUGCUUGAGGGAUUGCCUGACGUGGAGCAUGGCCUUGCAAUGGAAAUGCCUCUCGGUGAUUCCUCUGGUUUUAAAGUUCUAGGCAUCUUUUGGGAUCCUGCGGCUGAUGCCUUUAUCUACCGGUUCUCUGCACUUCCUUCAGAUAAUCCUACUAAGCGCUCGUUACUCUCGGCUGCUUCAAAACUUUUUGACCCACUGGGAUGGAUAUCGCCAGUGACUAUCUCUGCAAAAAUCCUACUUCAAAAGCUCUGGCUUCGAAAACUUGAUUGGGAUGAUUUACUCCCUUCCGAUCUUGCUCACGAAUGGGAUGACUUUCGUAUAAAACUCUCUAAGUUAUCACAAGUUUCUGUCCCUCGGUAUAUCGCUCUGGACAAUAAUUCUUCCAACUUGCAGAUACAUGGUUUUUCUGACGCAUCGAGUGUUGCCUAUGCUGCUGUCGUAUAUAGUCGAGUUGUAACUGCGUCGGGAACAAUUUUAGUAAGUCUCCUUACCGCAAAAACUAAAGUUGCUCCGUUAAAAACAAUAAGCAUACCUAGAUUGGAGUUGUGCGCGGCAAGCCUACUAACAACUCUACUUUCUUUUGUUAUAAGGUCGCUAAAUCUGGUUGAUGUUCCAAUUUAUUGUUGGACAGAUUCGUCUGUGGUUUUGAGUUGGCUACAAAAGCCACCUGUCACGUGGACAGUGUUUGUUGCAAAUCGCGUCUCCGCAAUUCAAACAAGUUUACCUUCUGCUCUUUGGAAUCACGUUCCAUCAAAAGAAAACCCGGCUGAUUGCGCAUCCCGUGGCUUAUCUGCUGAAAAUUUACCUUCGUUUACCUUAUGGUGGCGAGGCCCUCCAUGGUUAUCUAACUCGUCAGGUAAUUGGCCACAACGUGAUUCGAAUAUUCUCAACACCGAACAAGAAAAACGGAUGACCUCGCACAAUGUUACUCAAGACAAAGAAGACUGGCAUUUAAAAUUGAUAAAAAAAAUGUCUUCUUGGGCUCGGUUGUUACGAGUCACUGCCUAUGUUCUGCGAGCGAUUAAUGUAUUCAAAACUAAGGUUAAACCUAAAGUUCCUAUGACAGCAAUCGAAAUUCGAGAGGCUUCUAUUUUUUGGGUUCGUUACGUUCAAGCCACUGCUUUUUCUAGAGAGACCGACGCAAUUAAAUCUAACAAUCUACUACCAAGAGACUCUCCGCUUAAACGACUUAACCCGUUUAUUGAUGAUAAUGGAAUUGUGCGUCUUGGUGGCCGGUUGCUCCAAUCUAAUUUGUCAAUUUAUCAGCAGCCUCCUGCUAUUCUACCUAAACAUGUUUUGUCUCGAAUGAUCUUAGAACAGUUUCAUAAAAACUUGUUACAUUCCGGAAUACAAUUAACCUUGUACAUGUCGCGUACCCAAUAUUGGAUAAUCAACGGUCGAAGUCAAACCAAUGCAGUUGUCAACCGUUGCGUUACUUGCGUCCGACACAAGGCUCGAACUGAAACCCAAAUAAUGGGUGACCUUCCAACUGCCAGAAUAUCUCCUUCCCGUCCGUUUUCCCACACCGGUCUUGACUACGCGGGACCAUUUUUGGUUCGAUCGUCCUCAGGUCGUGGUUCUAAGUCACACAAGGCCUGGAUUGCAGUCUUUAUAUGCCUUGCAGUAAAAGCAAUCCAUUUGGAACUGGUUCAUGAUUUAUCGACAGCAACUUUUAUUGCGGCCUUUAGGCGCUUCACUUCACGCCGUGGAAUUCCGUCUGACCUGUAUAGCGAUAAUGGUACGAAUUUUCGCGGCGCUGAUCGCGAGCUUUCGCAGACUUUCCGGACUCUCCUAAAAGAUCCUAUUCUUGCAGCUCAACUCGCUUCUGAUGGUACUACAUGGCACUUUAUGCCACCGUACGCUCCCAACUUCGGCGGAUUAUGGGAGGCGGGUGUUAAAAGUGUAAAAGGGCAUUUACGUAAAUUGUUAUCUAAUUCGACACCGACCGCGGAAGAACUCACCACUCUUUUGUGCCAAAUUGAAAGUUGUUUAAAUUCGCGUCCCCUCGUUCCGAUCAACGAGGAUCCGGAGAGCUGCGACGUGCUCACACCGGGACAUUUUUUAGUGGGUUCCGCUCUGAAAAUAGUACCUACACCUUCCUAUCUUGAUGUACCUGAAAACCGUCUGACUCGUUGGCAAUUUUACCAACGCAUUCUAGAGCAUUUUUGGAGAUCUUGGUCUCGAGUAUAUUUACAAACUUUGCAGCAACGAACCAAAUGGUUUUCAGCCCGACCUAACAUUAAAGUUGGUGAUAUUGUCUUGAUUAAAAAUGAAGAUUCUCCGCCAUCUAAAUGGGAUUUAGCACGAAUUAUCAAAUGCAUAUCGGGACGAGAUGGGGUGGUAAGAGUUGUGCAUUUAAAAACGGCUAACUCCGAGUUUGUUCGUCCGAUUUCAAAAAUUGUUCUGUUACCUACUUCGAUUGAUGAUAAGAUAUUGUAA